Molecule: messenger RNA, 1895 nt
Organism: Drosophila ananassae
Lineage: Eukaryota; Metazoa; Arthropoda; Insecta; Diptera; Drosophilidae
Gene: ImpL2
Product: neural/ectodermal development factor IMP-L2
Exons: 4
Coding region: 244-1056 (270 amino acids)
Cellular component (GO): neuron projection
Source: RefSeq, a predicted model, not a curated record
CGCCACACAGUACAUCACUCGCCACAUCUCGAGCAGAACGGAGACAGAGCCGGAGAACUGGGAGCCGAGUCCGGAGAAAAGAGCAUCCAAAUAUAACAGUAUCUGCAGCCGAAGGUGGUGUGCUUGAGAAAUCGAAGCUUCUAAACGUAUUCCAAAAAAUCACCGGAAAUUGCAACAAAGGUUCUAGAACCCAAGUGAAAGUGACAAGUGAAAGUCAAAGUUACGAAACCAAAACCAAAAACCAUGCAGAAAAUGAAUUUACAUGUGUGCGCCUUAGCGCUGCUGCUCUUCGGCAGUAUCGCCACUGUCCACGGCAGGGCCGUGGAUCUCGUAGACGACAGCAACGAUGUGGACAACUCCAUUGAGACGGAACCGGAGCCGGAGCAGAAGUCGCACGCCCGGCCGUUCGACGCCGACUGGCUGAAGUUCACCAAGACGCCGCCGGCGAAGCUGCAACAGGCGGCUGGUGCCACCAUCGAGAUUGUCUGCGAGAUGAUGGGAUCCCAGGUGCCCAGUAUCCAGUGGGUGGUGGGUCAUCUCCCCAUAUCGGAGAUCGACGAUCUAGACUCGAACCAAGUGUCCGAGGAUGCCCCCAGUGCCAUUGUUAGGGUGCGAUCGGUCCACAUCAUCGAUCACAUGCUUAGCGAGCCCCGCACCUACACCUGCGUGGGACGCACUGGCUCCAAGACCAUCUACGCCAGCACCGUCGUCCACCCGGCCCGCUCCUCCGAGAUCCUUGUCAGGGAGAAGCAGUAUCCCGGCAACCAAAAACCUCGCAUCGUCUACACCGAGAAGACGCAUCUGGACCUGAUGGGCUCCAGUGUGCUGCUGCCGUGCAAGGUGCACGCCCGUCCCAGGGCUGAGAUCACUUGGUUCAACAACGAGAACCAGAAGGUCGUCCAGGGUCAUCGCUACAAGGUCCUGUCCACCGGACAUCUGCUUAUCUCCGACAUCAAGUGGGAGGACAUGGGCAACUAUAAGUGCCUGGCCCGCAACGUAGAAGGACACGAUUCCGCCGACACCUUCGUGUAUCCCGUACUUAAGGAGGAAGACUAAAGAUCCCAAAACCCAAACCACAUAAGGCUAUUGAAUUGACGACGGGAAUAUUCAUCUAGUUAGUUAGAUAGAUCAAAUGCCUUCGAAGAUGCGUGAAAAAUAAAAAGGAAAAUAAUGCUUAGAAAAAAAAAAAUCACAAAAAAAAAAAAAAUAAUAAGAUGGAUCUAUGUACAAUUUAGGAUAAGAUCAAGGUAGAUUGUAGUCCAGGUAAUUAACCGUAUCUAAUGCCGGCUUAGACUAAAGAUUUUCUAUCUCAAUACCCUCGAAUGGCACUCGAAUUGUAUCCAACUUAUAUACGGUAUAUAUUAUGGUAUAUGUUUUUCUUCAAUUUUAGUUAUUAAGUUAUCGCUUGUAAUUUUGUUCGUUUCUGUAAGUAGCAAUGAUUGUUCCUAGCGAUUCAGGCGAGCUCUAGUUAACGUAUUUAAACUAAUUGGCCGUUUACUUAAUCGAGGGGGUUCUGGCAGGCCCCCUUACCAUAUAAACACACCCCAUACACUCCAAUCGAUCCGCUAAUCAGCCAGUUUAAGUCAAGCCAGUCAGCCAGUCAGUCAGUCAGUCAAUCACCCAAUUCGUAUUUAUAUACACCAUUCAAUCAUUUUAAUAAUUAAUUUAUUGAUCGACCUUAAAUUCAUCCCGCAUUGCAGCCCAUAUAGAAUCACGGAAAAGUAUUCAAAUGCACGGAAUUAAUCAGUUUCAUAAGCUACCCCCUCCCCCACAUAUGACUAUAUAUUUUAAUUUGUAAGCUAAUUGAACUGAACUAUAUAUGGUUUUAUAAUUUGUUUAGUUUGUAAUCAACUUUCAUGAGAUGUUUUUGAAUAAAUACAAGAAAAGAAAUACAA